UCCUCGAACUUCCACCGUCAAAAAGUCCGCCGGAAAACCUUCUCAUAUACACUUAAUUCGUCGAAAUCUCUCUCAGAUCUCUGUUGUAUAGUUCGUGAUCAGGAUCCAAGUCUACAUUACGUCUUAAGUUCUGAAAAUAUUGCAUCUUUUUUGUCUACAAUCUCCUCAGUAAUGGCUACAACUGGUUCUUUGCUGUUUUCCCGGGAACUGGGGAUCAAUAGAAGUACUGUAUAUGGCAGCCAACCUAAGGUGCACGGUUUUAUACAUAGGGAAAGAGAUAUAAGGGACACACACAUAUUUUUGCAGGCAGUCUUUCAUCCAAUACCUCGCUACAAGAGGCUUGGAGUGUACAUCUUUUGACCAUACGGGAAUCUAUAAAACCAGUGCCAAGUAGGUGUAACAUUUUAGUUUGUCGAUCUCUUUUCACACCAAAUGGAGGAAACCAGAUUCCUAUCUUAAAAACAGCUGCUACAGUAUUGACAAGGUCUUAUGAAGCUUUUCAUGGCCGGUCUCUUGUAGUGCAACUGAUUCCAGCUGUUGGAAUUAUUGCUUUUGCUGCAUGGGGUCUUGGACCUUUAAUGCGUGUGUGCAGGAUCCUUUUUCUGCAAAAAAGUGAUAAUAGUUGGAACAAGAGUAAAGAACAACAGGUGAUGACAUCUUAUAUUCAGCCUUUGUUGCUAUGGGGAGGUGCUGUAAUUAUAUGCAGAGUACUGGACCCAGUUAUUCUACCUUCUGCACCAAGUCAAGCUGUCAAGCAACGGCUUCUGAAUUUUGUACGUUCAUUAUCUACAGUAUUGGCGUUUGCGUACUGCUUAUCGAGCUUGAUACAGCAAACACAAAAAUUCUUUGCGGAGAAAAAAGAUCCUGGCGAUGCAAGAACUAUGGGUUAUGAAUUUGCUGGAAAAGCUGUUUAUUCUGCAGUGUGGGUUGCAUCUGUUUCAUUAUUCAUGGAGUUGCUGGGGUUCUCUACUCAGAAGUGGGUCACAGCUGGAGGGCUUGGUACUGUAUUGCUAACGCUUGCAGGCCGUGAGAUAUUUACAAAUUUCCUUUCAAGCGUAAUGAUCCAUGCAACAAGGCCGUUCGUACUAAAUGAAUGGAUUCAAACAAAAAUUGAGGGGUACGAAGUCUCUGGUACAGUUGAGCAUGUGGGUUGGUGGUCCCCAACAAUCAUAAGAGGUGAUGAUCGUGAAGCUGUUCACAUCCCAAACCAUAAAUUCACAGUGAAUGUGGUGAGAAAUCUGAGCCAAAAAACUCAUUGGCGCAUCAAGACUCACCUUGCUAUCAGCCACUUGGAUGUCAACAAAAUUAAUAAUAUUGUGGCUGAUAUGCGCAAGGUUUUGGCCAAAAAUCCUCAAGUGGAGCAGCAAAAGCUGCAUAGGCGAGUGUUCCUGGACAAUGUUGACCCUGAAAAUCAGGCUCUUUUGAUUAUGGUUUCUUGCUUUGUGAAAACAUCACAUUUUGAAGAAUAUCUUGGUGUGAAGGAAGCUAUAUUGUUGGAUCUCCUGAGAGUAAUCAGCCAUCACCGGGCUCGUCUUGCCACACCCAUUCGUACAGUGCAGAGAAUCUACCGUGAUGCUGAUAUUGAUGACGUUCCACUUUCUGAUAUAUUCACUCGUAACCGAGCAGCUGCUAACCGUCCGUUCCUACUGAUAGAGCCUUCUUAUAAGAUCAACGGAGAUGAUAAAACUAACCCUUCAUCUCGACCCGUUAGUAACCCUGAAGAGAAAGAUGCUAAGGUCAUAACAACUUCAGACCCCACACUAGAUCCUAGUCCAAAGCCAACUUCCGAACUCAAGACGUCGAAUGUCGGACCCACUACCUCGGUUCGCAACAACUCAGCAGCAAACCCAGAUGGAGAAACAUCGUCAUCAUCAUCAUCACCAUCACCAUCAUCGAGUAGUAAUACAAAGCAGGAGGGAGAGAAGCCGGUUACUCCACGAUCAUCUGCAUUGGAUGAUAACAUCGUAUUAGGUGUGGCUUUAGAGGGUUCAAAACGGAUGCUUCCCAUCGAGGACGAAAUGGGACCCACAUCCUCACCGACCCCCUCGGAGGCAAAGGAAAUGGCUAGCUGCUUAAACGGAAGUGGUGGGCCGACUGCGACUAGCGGCAAAGACCAAAAAGACGAUCAGGCUUCUUUAGGCCCCGGCACCACUUCAAGCGAACAAGAAAAGAGGUAACGUUUGGUGUCGUAGAGACCCGACAAAGCUGGUUUUUAGUAGGCUUGCAUCAUUACGAUGUAUUUAUCUCGCAGUUUGUAGGAGCUGGGAGUUUGUCACAUUGUGUAAAUUAUCGGUUAGUUUUUUGUUCCUACCGUAUCGUCUCAGCGAUAGGAUGGGUGGAGGUCCCGAGUUUGAACUGGGUCCCACCACCACCUGCUAUCGGCGCACAAUGAUAACCGUGGGACCGGUACGGUAAGGUCAAGUAUUUAUACCCUUUGUGUGGUGGUCAAUUGAUAGGAAUUGGAUAUAAAUCUUGAUUGGAAUGA
Molecule: messenger RNA, 2485 nt
Organism: Cynara cardunculus var. scolymus (artichoke)
Lineage: Eukaryota; Viridiplantae; Streptophyta; Magnoliopsida; Asterales; Asteraceae
Product: mechanosensitive ion channel protein 2, chloroplastic-like
Exons: 14
Coding region: 579-2177 (532 amino acids)
Biological process (GO): transmembrane transport
Cellular component (GO): membrane
Source: RefSeq, a predicted model, not a curated record